AUGUCUGAGACUUCCCAGAUUGAACUUCUCGACCAAGGUGUCGGGUAUGGUAUGCUAGUCGGUGUCGGUGCGUUGUUUGCCCUGAUGAUUUUAGGUAUCGUCAAGCUAUCGCAUAGGUAUCUCAACGAGAAUGAGAACUCCACGGAGAACUUUAUGGUUGCAGGCAGAAAGGUUGGUGUUGGUCUUACAGGAAGUGCUGUGCUCUCGAGUUGGAUGUGGGCAACGGUGCUUAUCUGGUCUUCUCAGAUGGUUUACAGCUAUGGUAUUUGUGCUGGUUAUCUGUACGCCGCAUCCUCCUCUGUCCAGAUCGCUGUGCUCUCCGUCGUUGCUGCUGAGUCGAAGAAGAAGAUUCCGAACGCACACACGUCUUUGGAGGUCAUCAAGCUGAGAUAUGGCACUGUUGCUCAUAUUCUGUAUAUCUUCUUGUCGCUUGUUACAAACAUUCUCUCUUGUGCUUCGAUGAUUCUCGGUGCUUCUAAUGUAUUCAUGGCACUGUGUGUUGCUGCGAACUUGUUGAUCCCAUUCGGUGUCCUGUGUUAUACUGUGGUUGGUGGGCUGAAGUCUACUUUUCUGACUGAUUAUCUCCAUACUUUUAUCGCAUUGAUCAUUCUAAUGUACAUUGGAACUGUUGGAAUCACAAAUGAUAAAGUUGGAAGCUUAUCAGAGCUCUAUAACAUGGUUGUGGAAUAUCAGGAAACAUCGGGCUUGUACAUUAAGGGCAACUACCAAGGCUCUCUGCUGACGAUGAAAUCUCAAGGAUCGUGGUACUUUGGCUUGAUCCAUAACAUUGGUGAUACUGGACUAUCCGUCAUGGAUUCGAGUUUCUGGCAAAAGGCAUACAGUGCUGAUGUUACAGCUGCAGUGCCAGGUUACAUCAUUGGCUCUCUAGGAGUUUAUUGUAUGAGUUUCCCGAUUGGAACCAUUUGGGGUUUGUUGAACAGAGUGUUUGAGAAUACUCCUGAGUUUCCACUCUAUCCAAAUGGAAUGACUGCAGAUGACAUCAACAAUGCCUAUGGUAUUUUUUACACAAUGGAUGCAUUGCUUGGACGGAGUGCCGUUGGUGCAGGUCUAUUGGUCAUCUUCCUCGCUGUGACAUCAACAGUGAGUGCACAGACUAUUAGUGUUUCUUCUAUUCUCUCGUUUGAUGUCUACAGAGCAUACAUCAACCCUGAUGCUGGUAACAAGGAGUUGAUUCGUGUAUCUCACGCCGGUGUUGUUUUCUUUGGCUUCUUCGCUGCUGGUUUCAGUAUCAUGUUACAUUACGUUGGUGCCUCUUUAACGUGGGUUGGGUAUUUCUACUCAAUGUUGAUCUGUCCUGGUGUUAUCCCACUCAUCUGUUCCAUCACAUGGUCUAGACAGAGUAAAGCAGCUGUCCUUAUCAGUCCAAUUAUUGGUAUCUUUGCAGGUUUGGGGAUCUGGUUGGGUGUUGCUAAGUCGAUGUAUGGUGCAGUUAACGUCAACACCACCAUGGAACAAUUACCAUGUCUAUACGGUGGACUCACUGCGCUUUUCCUUCCAGGAGUUCUCACUUUCCUCAUCACCAUUGUAAAACCAGAAAGAUUCGAUUGGAACGUGCUUCAGAAAGCAAGACUGGUGGAUGAUGAACCAGAAACUAAUGACAGUUCUGACUUGAACUCCUCCAUUCCAGAGCCUAUUGAGCAUCAAGCGUCCAUAAAGGAGAAAGAUAACACCACAGAUACUGUUGAACAUCAGCCAGAGAGAGAAAUCUAUAGAAAUGGGUUGACCAAAGAAGAAUACAAUAAGAAGGCCGAUAAGUAUAUCAAAUGGGCAUGGAUUUAUGCAAUUGUCAAUAUUCUCGUGACACAAGUCCUUUGGCCCCUGCCUCUAUAUAGAGACUAUAUUUUUAACAAGCCAUUCUUCGAAGGUUGGGUUACAUUUGCACUCAUGACGACAUAUAUGACUUUCAUUGCUUGUGGACUGUUCCCUCUAUGGGAUGGAAGACAUACCUUGUUAACAGUGGUUCGUGGUAUAUGGAAGGACCUGAAAGAGGGAAAUUGGAAAGUAAAACGUAGAGAGAAGGUUCAAUGA
Williopsis jadinii is the source of this 2049-nucleotide messenger RNA. Its product is annotated as sodium:solute symporter family protein. Lineage: Eukaryota; Fungi; Ascomycota; Saccharomycetes; Phaffomycetales; Wickerhamomycetaceae. The transcript is spliced from 2 exons. The coding region runs from base 1 to 2049 and encodes 682 amino acids. Gene Ontology annotation, cellular component: plasma membrane. Gene Ontology annotation, molecular function: urea transmembrane transporter activity. Gene Ontology annotation, biological process: urea transmembrane transport. The record is from RefSeq and is a predicted model, not a curated record.